CUCUCAUCUUCUUCUCUACUCUCUCCCAUACUCACUUCAUUACACUCAAAAUCCCUUUCCCAAUUUUGCCCCUAACUGACAAAUUAAAUAUUAUCAGUCACCAUUCCCUAAAUCCCAACCCCAUAUGAUGAAACCAUCCAUCCUUUCUUCCAGAAGGUUCCUCCUCCAGGCGGCAGCGGCGGCGCAACCGCCGCCCGGCGACCCGACGUCGACGUUCAAUCCGACGACGCCGUUCGAUUCCUCCAUGGCUCUAACGAUUCUAGUCCUCCUCACCGCGCUCUUCUUCAUGGGAUUCUUCUCCGUCUACAUCCGCCGCUUCACCGCCGCCGAGGAGGAGAAUUCGCAAUCCCCGCCGCGGCGGGCGGCGCCGCCGCCGCAGGAAAAGCGCGGCCUGGACCCGUGCGCCGUGGAGUCGCUUCCGGUGGCGGCCUACGGCGCGGCGACGAAGCACCCGAUGAUCGACGACUGCCCGAUCUGCCUCGGCGAGUUCCGCGACGGAGAUACGGUUAAGGCGAUACCCUACUGCGGUCACGUGUUCCACCCUAAGUGCCUCGACACGUGGCUUUGGUCGCACGUGACCUGCCCGCUGUGUAGGUCGGCUCAGCUGUUCAGCGAGGAGGUCCGGCUGGAUGUGAAGCCGAGCCGGGAGAGCGCAGGAUCGACGGCUGGGGAUAAGGACACGUGUAGGGCGGAGAGCUCUGGUGGCGUACGGAGGGUCUGUAGCUGCGCUGAGUUGGCUAAUCGAACGGCUCUGCAGAGAACCACAAGUUUCUGACAAUGUAUGUAUUUUAAUACUCUCUUAUCUGUUUGGAAAAAAAAAAAAAAAUUUUAAUUGUGUGUUUUAUUAUAUAAAAA
Messenger RNA from Andrographis paniculata, 855 nucleotides. RefSeq names its product RING-H2 finger protein ATL57-like. Bases 125 to 775 code for a protein of 216 amino acids. The transcript has a single exon. The record is from RefSeq and is a predicted model, not a curated record. NCBI's taxonomy places the organism in Eukaryota, Viridiplantae, Streptophyta, Magnoliopsida, Lamiales, Acanthaceae.